AUGGAUCAGUUUAAGAACGGGGAGUACUACUGGGAUAGCCACUCAAAAUAUGAUUUUUCCGAUAAUGAAAAUACAAGUAACCUUAUUCAAAGUGCACAGCUGACGACUCCUUCAGCACCAUUGAAGUCGCCGAAGACUGACGCCCAAAGAUUACGCCAGCGCAAUGAGCGUGUAGCGGCACUCCUAGUUCGUCUGAAGAUAAAAAUGCCUGAAAAAUUACACAAGCCACUGUUCAAUGCUGAAGAGCAAAAUACUACCCAAAAUGUGCCUUGUGUUCACAAAGAGCCACCUCUACCUCAGGAAUGGUGUGCCCAAGUCCGCGAGGCCGUAUUUCACUCCCUUGCUGAUAAUAUGACCUCUGCUUCAGACAAUAAAUUUAUUCACCAGGCGAGCACUCAUAGACAAACUGAUGUCCAUGUUUUCUCAAAGCGAGUGCCUGUUAUUCAACAUAAUCAGACUGAGACAAGUGCUCAAUAUGACAAUAAUAGCAAUGAUGAUCAGUCUAGUAGAGAACUCGAAAAGAGAUUAAAUUUAGCAGCCAAUGUGAAAAUUACUUUAAAGGACAAUUACACUCUGAAAGUGUGUAUCCCCUGGGAGCAUCCCAACUUUUUCAGAGUCGACGAGCUUAUAUAA
Molecule: messenger RNA, 633 nt
Organism: Phytomonas sp. Hart1
Lineage: Eukaryota; Euglenozoa; Kinetoplastea; Trypanosomatida; Trypanosomatidae
Source: the annotation of a GenBank genome assembly